Messenger RNA from Parathielavia appendiculata, 3038 nucleotides. RefSeq lists its product as uncharacterized. Gene Ontology annotation, biological process: carbohydrate metabolic process. The transcript is spliced from 2 exons. Gene Ontology annotation, molecular function: chitin binding. NCBI's taxonomy places the organism in Eukaryota, Fungi, Ascomycota, Sordariomycetes, Sordariales, Chaetomiaceae. Bases 85 to 2904 code for a protein of 939 amino acids. The record is from RefSeq and is a predicted model, not a curated record.
UAAGACACGACUGUCUCGCGGCCAUCCUUUCGCCAGGUCGGCAACGACAAGGCAACCCGUGAGCGAGGUGCCAAGCCAUCAAAGAUGGCACGAGUAGGGAUUCCACGGCCUGGCUUUUGGGAUCUCGCGACACUUUCGCUUCUUGUUCUCUGCCUCCUCUCCGUUCUGUAUACCACCACUUCAGAACACCAGCGCGGCACCUUCCGCCAGCAUCCACGGCGAUGGCCUUUUCCUCGGGAGCAGCGACGUGAUGCUACCAUCCACGUCGUCCCCGUUGCUAACCAGGGCCCAGCUCACCACAACCCAGCCAGGGCACCACCCCGAUCCCUCCCAUCCCCGACCCUUGGCCCGUCCUCGCCUGUCGAGCUGAGCGACCUGUCGAGCCGGUCAUCGUUUCUGGCCGCGAGACACGCCCACCACAAUAUCAGCUUGGCAAAGCGUGACGGCCCCCUGCGUUGUAACGACGGCCCCUGUAUCGAUGGCAGCUGCUGCAGCAAGGACCAUAUUUGCGGCUUCGGCCCAGACUUCUGCGGCGCCGGUUGUCUGUCUCAGUGUAACGCCAAGGCCAUGUGCGGCGAGCACAGCGAGAACGGGGAAAUACCGUGCGGCUUGAAGCUGUGUUGCUCGGCCAUGGGCUGGUGCGGUAUUACGACCGAGUUCUGCCACAAUGCCGAUCCUCUCCGCGGCACGCUGCCCUGCCAGGCCGGGUACGGCUCGUGCUACAUCUCUGGCACGCCUUCGUGUCCGUACGGUGGCGGUAGCACCAAUGGGCGCAUGGUGGGCUAUUACCAGUCGUGGAAUGUGCGCAACCGGGUCUGCAACAAGGUCGCGCCACGCGACCUCAACACAACGGGCUACACCCACCUCUUCUACUCGUUCGCGUCCAUCGAUCCGGCCACUUACCGGAUUGCCCCGGCCCAUGCCGACGACCAGGCCAUGAUGCGCGAGUUCACGAGCCUGGCCAAGGACGGCCUGCAGACCUGGAUUGCCAUCGGCGGCUUCGACUUCAGCGACCCGGGCACGCCCACGCACACCACGUGGAGCGAUAUCUGCGCCACCAAGGCCCGCCGCGCCGCGUUUAUCAACUCGGUCAGGGAGUACAUGGACGAGUACGGCUUCCAGGGCGUCGACCUGGACUGGGAGUACCCGGGAGACCCCAGCCGGGGCGGCAACGGUCUCGACGACACCAAGAACCUCGUCUUGCUUGUGAAGGAGAUGCGUGCGGCCUAUGGCAACACCUACGGUAUCAGUCUGACUCUGGCCCCUGACUAUUGGUAUCUGCGCUGGUUCGACCCCAAGGGGAUGGAGCCCUACGUCGACUUCUUUGGCUUCAUGGCCUACGAUCUCCACGGCUCGUGGGACUCGGACGUCCUGACUCUGGGCAAGAAGGUGCGCGGCCAGGCUGACAUUCGCGAGAUCGCAGAUAACACCGUGCCUUUAUGGUUCGAUGGUCUCGACCCUGCCAAGAUCAACUUCGGGCUCGCCAUGUACGGCCGCGGGUACACCCUGGCCGACCCGAGCUGCAAUCAGUUGCUGUGUCCGUUUUCCGGCGCCAGCGACCCGGCUCCAUGCACCAACUCGAACGGGGUCAUGUCGCUGCUCGAAAUACAGCAGCUGAUCAAGCGCAGAGGUCUCACACCGCAGUACCUCGCCGAUUCCAUGAUGAAGCAAAUCACCUGGGACGACCAAUGGAUCGGUUAUGACGACGAGGAAACCUUUGCCGCCAAGAAAGCCUGGGCUGACUCCCGAUGCUUCGGAGGCACCAUGGUCUGGAGCAUCGACUUCCAGGUAACGGGGUCGGGCAACUUUGACGACGAGGCAUACGGAGACGUUGUCUACGUCGGUUCCGAGGUGUUCCAGAUCCCCACUGUGCAGUGCCCAGCACCGUGCGUCAUGGUCUUCCCCCCGAGCAGUCUGAGCGAGCCCAAGGUCAUCACCAUCCCACCUUACACGGCCACACUCGAGGUAGGCACCACGACGACGACCGUUGUCGUGGUUCCCACCAAGGUGACAACCAUCAUCACCGUCAUCGACUUCUUCAACCAAUACAUCACCAGCGAGCAGCAGCCGGGCGCAGUCUUGACUCUUCGACCGAGCUUCCAGCCCCCGCCGGCCACGGUACUCGUGACAGGAGAAGAGGGUCGGACCACGAUCCGGACUGUCUUGCUCCCUCCUCUAGGUGGCGGAGUAGUAUCCGGACCUGCACAGAACCAAACGGAAGGAGUCCAGACCACUUUGAUACCGCCACCGGCCACAGACUGGCCGUGGGUACUCCUACCCGGUGAGCCGUCCAAGACAGCCACCUACUUGAGCGGCACGCCGUCGCCCACGUGCACAACGAAUUGUGGCACGUACUGCACCGACUUCUGGUGCCGGCCCGACCAGACAGACCAGCCGCCGCUUUUCACCGAGGCGACGCCGCUGCCUCCCAACACCACCUUUCGCCCUCCCGCAGCCUCCUCGAUCGUGCAACCACCGCCCUUGUCCGCAUCCGGCGUGCAACCACCGCCAAUCUCGAACACGGUCCCAGACCUGGGAGCCAGUGCCACCAGCCCUCCUCCCGACCUCCCCGACCACCCCGGCCAAUCGACGGUUUACAGUGGUGAUCUCACAUACUUCCAGCUGGGCGUGGGCGCCUGCGGCUUCGACGAUAGCGGCAAGGACCUGACGGACAACAUUGUCGCCGUCUCGGCGGCGCUAAUGGGCGCCCAGUCCAACGGCAACCCAAUUUGCAACAAGAGCAUCACCAUCAAGGCCAACGGCAACACCAUCCACGCUAUAGUCCGCGAUAGGUGUAUGAGCUGCGCCGUUGGUGACAUUGACGGCUCUGAAAAGAUAUUCAAUGAACUCUUUGGGUCUCUCACCAACGGCCGCCAGACGAUCGAGUGGUGGUUUAACAACUAACAGGUAGAGACACCCGGUUUCAAGAACGGAGUUGCAGUCGGUUUCGGAAAAUAACCGGAGUCGGGUACUUGGACGAUCCCUCCAACCCCCGGCGUUAUAAUGUCAUGCUAGUUUCUCUUCUUGUUAUUGCCGUC